This is a messenger RNA of Knipowitschia caucasica, 2913 nucleotides long. Lineage: Eukaryota; Metazoa; Chordata; Actinopteri; Gobiiformes; Gobiidae. The record is from the annotation of a GenBank genome assembly.
AUGAAGCAGGAGCUAGCGGAGGAAGGCAGCAGAUGCUCAAUCCUAUCCAAGCAGCAAAGAUUCAACGAGCACUGCUGUAUCCGCUGCUGUGCGCCCUUCACCUUCCUGCUCAACCCCAAGCGCCUGUGCCUGGACUGCCAGUAUAACGUGUGCAAGGGCUGCUGCUCCUACAACAAGAGUGACAAAGCCUGGCUGUGCUCUGCGUGCCAGAAGGGCAGGAUUUUGCGCACCCAGUCCCUUGAAUGGUAUUACAACAAUGUGAAGAGUCGUUUUAAAAGGUUCGGCAGCGCCAAGGUCCUGAAGACUCUGUACAGAAAGCACAUAAUCGAGCGAGGAGCCUUGUCUGAUCUCCCAGAAAGCAGUGUUCACGAAGGAAGCAACGAGAACGAUGGCAGCAUCUGUGGCAGUGAAGCCGCCUUCUACAAACAAAGUGAAGGACACAGCAUGGCCGAGACUCUCACAGUCGCUCUGCGUGUGGCUGAGGAGGCCAUAGAGGAAGCUAUCGCUAAAGCAGAGGAGUUCAGUGACAGCUUGGAGAAGCAGAAUGAAGCUCGGUACCUGCGUGAUCACAAAGACGAACUCAUAGAGGAACUUGCCACAACCAUUGUACAAAAAAUCAUACAGAGGAGGAAGCGCUCAGAGAUGCAAACAGAAUAUGACGCUGCAUGGCCACAGCCUCAGUCCCUGAUCCAGAACAGUGAACCUUCUUCCCCAUCUCUGCCACAGACGUCUUCACAGGGACCACAAGACCCUCUAAGGACGCCCUACUCGCUCUGGCGUUCGCGGUCGGCGUUCUCUCUCACCAGUGACGACUCUCCGGAUAAGGGCCCAGAGGAGGAGGGAGCCGGAGUCGAGGCCGGACUACAAGAGUAUUCAUCUCUGAAGAGGGAGGGCAAGGCCACCUCACUACCCACCUGGAAGAGCGUUGACCGACUGGACAACUCCAGUGCAUCGUCAGUGCUCCAAAGCCCGGACGGUAACUGGCUGGCACUGCACAGCUCUCAACUGUCCCGGCCCAGUCUGCUCACCAAAAGAAAGAGCCUCGUGUUCAGUGUUCUGGAGAAAGAAUCGGGCGUCGUCUCUGCUUACGACGGAAUGGGCUCCGAUUCUGAGGUGGAGGACGAGGGAGGCUGGGGUGCGGCGCUGCAACAGUUCCGGAGGAAACUCUCCGACGAAACGUACUACACGGACUCUCAGCACGACCCGGAGUGGACCUACACGCACCACCACCCCAUCACAUCCCCAUCCUCAGGGCAGUACACCAACACCGAGACCCUGAACUCUGACUCAGAGGCGUCUUCUGUGCAGCCUGCCUGUCCACGGAAACCACCGCACAACGUGAUGAAGAAGAGAGGCCCCGCGGACACCCACCUACACCCGCACCACCCGUCUGUCUACCACCAGCACGUGACGCACAACCCGUACACACUGCACCCAGAGGCCCUCGACGUCAACUUCAACCCUAAGGUGAUGGGGGACAGCAGUGAAGCAGAUGAAAGGCAGAAUGAUCCCAUUAAAAGAUCGCGACGACGGAGAAGAAGCAAAAAAGAGUCUUCCUCUGAGCUGAGAGCUGGAGUUCAAAGCCACGUACAGUCCAUCUACCCACUAGCACAGGAGAACAGUGGAUUUCUACUCGAUGCUCUGCUGAAACGUGGUUUAAGUGAGGAGCAUCCUUCGCCUGAAUUUUCACCGGUCUUUACUACUGCGCCGGACGUUUUCAGAUCAGACCCUAUCACCCCAGAGCAGGAAGACCUGGACACUGUGGCCCCAAACUCAGCCAUCCCAAGCCCCCCUCCCACAUUCAUCACAUCAGGACCCCCUCUGUCCCCCAAGAUGGCUGCCGUAGACCCAAUCGAGGAAGAGUUGAGAUUCAGGCUUAGCCAAAUGGUCAAACGUGCAAAUAGUAAAGAGAGCAAUGCAUCUGAGGAGGAGAGCUCCAAGAUUUCCUAUGAGAAAGUGAUUGAAAAAGAAAACCAAUGGGACAGAGCUGGUAGUACGAAGUUGGCAAGUGACAUUUGGGAGUUAGUCAAUGGACAAGAUGUGCAAACGAAGGAAAGCGUGUUACAAAGCAUGUCGUUUGGAGAGGAGGUGGAAGUAGACCUGCCAUUGGACAAAGGAAAGAGUUUUGAGGAUCUUAGGAUUCAAGAAAGAACAAAAGGAAGUAGGCAAAGUAAAAAGCAACAUAAACGCGACGUGGAUAAGGAGGAGGAAUACAGAGCAGCCGGUGCCAGAAGAAGCGGAUCCUCGAGUGCGAGUUCAGCUGCUGUGACGCCUUCUGCCCAGGAGGGAGCGCUGUCUGGUAGUCAAGAAGAACAGUGUGACUUGGAAACUCAACAGAGGCUUCGGUUGCUCAACUCUAUCUUACAUCAGAAGUACUCGGCCGCCUCCCUGUGCAGCAUCACCACAGAGGUGCUGAAGGUGUUGAAUGCCACAGAGGAGCUGAUCGGAGAAGCAGGAGGCGAGAGCUUCACCCCUACAGAGCCGCGGCCCCCCAUCUCCAACAGCUGCCACACUGGGCUUCUGGACCACACACUCACAAAGAUGGAGGAGAACGUGUAUCUGGCUGCAGGUGCAGUGUACAGCCUGGAGGGGGCGCUGGGUGACCUGGAGCAGUGUGCACGUGACAUUAGCUCUGGAACCUCAGACACAGCUCUGGCUUUUCUGGAGGAUCAGGUGGCAACAGCAGCCGCUCAGGUCCAACAGUCUGAGCUACAGAUCUCAAAUAUUGAAGCUAGAAUAUCAGCCCUGAAAACAGCUGGGUUGAAUGUCACUGUCUGCAAUCGCUUCUCCAAAUUCAAGCCAAAACCUAAGCCUCAAACUCUCGAUAUGUCACGUCAUCAGAGAAGAAAACUUCCUGCCCCUCCACUCAAAGAUAAAUCUGAGUCGGAGCAGGAAGUGUUCGAUCCACAGUGA